AUGAAAAGCAUUUUAUCUGAGGAAGAUAAACUAAAGUUAACCAUAAAAAAAAACUACUUAGAGAGAGAUGCUAUUAAAACGAAAAUUAUAAAUUAUUUAAAUAGGUUAUCAUACCUAUGUUCAGAUGAUAAAGAUGAAUUUAACAGAAGGGAAAAACAGAAAAGGGGAUAUCUUGGAGACAACUUGGAAGGAUUUCCCGAAUUUAGGAUAGAAAAACGGCCCAAGUUGGAAGAUGACGAAACAACAGUAACCAGGAAUAGGAGACUUCUACAAGUAGGUCUUUUUGACCAUUUGAGAAAAGCAAAAGAUGCAUUAGAAGAAGAAAAGAGCAAAAAAACAAUUAUAAAACAGCAAAUGCAAAAUAAAAGAGUUGAACAGAAAUUACAAGAAGAAAAAAAAAAUUUUGAAAAAAGUGAACUUGAUGAUAUAGAAAAAAAAAUAAUUGCAUAUAGUAAGGAUAUAAAAAUUAUAAACAAUCAAAUAAAAACGGAUGAAGGAAAAUUAAUGAAACUAACAUUAAUUAACCAUUACGAAAAAAUGAAAAAUUAUAUAAGUACCAAUUAUAGUCCGACUAUUUUUUGGUGCCCUUUUAAAUUUAACGAAAAAACGGAAAUGCUACAAAAGCAGACAAACAAUUUUAUUAAAAAAAAAAUUGACGCCAUUAAGGAAGCCAAUUAUGAGGUGAACUUUGAGGAAGAACCAUGGAUAUGCCAGUUUCAAAAUCUGAAGGAAAUUUUGAGGCGGAAGAACGAGAGCACACAGAAGGAUGAAGUGCAAGCGGCAGGUGAGACAGACCGUGUUCAUAUAACAGGAGAGACGGACGAUGUUCAUAUAACAGGAGAGACAGACGAUGUACAUAUAACAGGAGAGACAGACGAUGUACAUAUAACAGGAGAGACAGACGAUGUACAUAUAACAGGAGAGACAGACGAUGUACAUAUAACAGGAGAGACGGACGAAAUGGACGAGAUGGAAAUAGUGGAUGAUGAAGAUGAAUUGGAGGUACUAGCCGAGUUGGGGAAGAACAUCUCAAAUGAAAGCGUCGACUCUUAUGGACACCCCGUGGAUGAGACAGAUAUGAAAGAAAUAAAAACGGAUGCUGCACAGAACGGAAUUGUCAAGAGGGAUUCGGGAGUACUAAAUUAUCAGAAGGGUAAUAACUGCUCAGGCGAGGGAAGUAAAAGCAGCGAUGAAUUUUUCCCAGAUAUAAUACGAGAUGGGGAAGCGGAACAUAAGGGAGGACAUCGAACAGAGGGCGUCAAUGAGGCGCAGGACGCGAAUGGGUCAGGUGAGACGAAUCAGACGAAUGAAAUAGAUGAGACGAAUCAGACGAAUGAAAUAGAUGAGACGAAUCAAACGAAUGAGAUAGAUGAGACGAAUCAGACGAAUGAGAUAGAUGAGACUAAUGAGACGAAUGAAAUAGAUGAGACUAAUGAGGCGAAUGAGGCCAAGGCAGCAAAGGGUAGUAUUGUCCAUGCUAAUGACGCCCCGGGAGAAGAUGCGAAAGGGGGUCAGAAAAAUAUGCGGAAAAAAAAAAAAGGAAGACCCAAAAGAAAAGGCAGGUGA
Messenger RNA from Plasmodium gonderi, 1566 nucleotides. RefSeq lists its product as hypothetical. The transcript has 4 exons. The coding region runs from base 1 to 1566 and encodes 521 amino acids. The record is from RefSeq and is a predicted model, not a curated record. NCBI's taxonomy places the organism in Eukaryota, Apicomplexa, Aconoidasida, Haemosporida, Plasmodiidae.